AUGUCCUACAUCCCAGGCCUCACACUUCCUUCAUCUGUCUUCUCUAAUGCCCCCAUAUCAAUCCUCCUUCCUCUCGGCCUCGGUUUAGGAUCUGGCCUGAUCUCUCAGCCAGGUCGGAUGCGCCCCAAAACAUUCUCAGAUCCGUCGGCUCAAGCGAGGGGGAAGUUCAGGACUACAGAGGAACAGUACAAGGCUUUGAAACAGCCUCCUUUCAGACCACCUCCUUACGUCUUUGCCCCAGCAUGGUCGAUGCUAUAUCUGAUGAUGGGCUACGCAGCUCACAAAGCCUGGACGACUGGCAUGUCGAGCCUGAGCCCACGAGUGGUGGAAGACACAAGAAGAGGAGCCACACUGUAUACGCUACAGCUGGGCUUAAAUCUCAUCUAUAUGCCUUUGUUCUUUGGCCUGGGUAGACCAAUCGAGGGCAUGCUCGAUGUUGUCACUUUGACGGGCACCGUAGGUUACCUCACAUAUGUUUGGAGUAAAGUCGAUAAGACGGCAGCCUACCUGAUGGCCCCUUACCUCGCAUGGCUCGGUUUUGCAACCUACCUGACUGCUGGCACGGGUCACCUCAAUGGCUGGACGAUACCCAGCCCGGAGCAGAAAGAGGAGACAGCUAUGGACAAGGAGGAAUCUUGA
Molecule: messenger RNA, 639 nt
Organism: Exophiala spinifera
Lineage: Eukaryota; Fungi; Ascomycota; Eurotiomycetes; Chaetothyriales; Herpotrichiellaceae
Exons: 1
Coding region: 1-639 (212 amino acids)
Cellular component (GO): mitochondrial outer membrane
Source: RefSeq, a predicted model, not a curated record